Messenger RNA from Sphaerulina musiva SO2202, 1181 nucleotides. RefSeq names its product GroES-like protein. The record is from RefSeq and is a predicted model, not a curated record. The transcript has 3 exons. Lineage: Eukaryota; Fungi; Ascomycota; Dothideomycetes; Mycosphaerellales; Mycosphaerellaceae. The coding region runs from base 1 to 1143 and encodes 380 amino acids.
AUGAAAGCAGCGAGAUAUUAUGGCAACCAUGACAUUCGAAUCGACCAAGUCGAGGAACCAACACCGGGUGAAGGUCAACUCAUAGUAGAUGUCGAAUGGUGUGGCAUCUGCGGCUCCGACCUGCACGAAUACCUCACCGGCCCCUCCAACUUGAUUCCCACCCCAGCCAACCCCACCCCCUCUGGAGUCCACAUUCCCAUCACCAUGGGCCACGAACUCUGCGGUCGAGUCCGCCAUCCCCCUCCCGGUUCCCAAUUCAAACACAACGACCCCGUCAUGAUCGAUCCACGCAUCACCUGUCGAAACUACAACCAUCCUUCCUCUUCCUCUCCAUCCUCAUCUCCAUCUCCCUGCCUCCCCUGCUCCUCCCACCUCUCCCACUGCUGCUCCCAACUCGGCUACGUAGGCGGCACCACAGGCUUCGGCGGCUUCGGGCAAGUCGUCGUGAUAUCCGAAGAUCGCCUCUUGCCCCUCCCACCCUCCAUCAGCCUCGAACACGCCGCCGUCAUCGAACCCUUGAGUGUCGUCCAUCACGCCAUCAAAAUCUCCUCGAUCCCUGCGGAUUCGUGGAAAGAGAAAUUCGUCUUCGUCAUUGGAGGUGGGCCGAUUGGGUUUGCUUUACUUUUGAUUUUGAAGGCGUUGGGUGCGGAGAAGGUGAUGGUUUCGGAGCCGACUGCUACGAGGAGGAGGCAGGUGAGUGAGGUGGCGUGGAAAGUUGUGGAUCCUGUUGGGGAGAAUGUGGUGGAGAGGGUGAGUGAGUGGACCGGGGGAAAAGGGGUGGAGGUAGUUUUUGAUUGUGCUGGGGUGGAAGUGGGGUUGAAGAGUGGGAUGGAGGUGUUGAGGAAUUAUGGAUUGUAUGUGAUGGUUGCUGUUUGGCCGAAGCCGAUCACAAUCCCCUGCUGGACUUUCCUCGCCAAACACAUCACCAUGAAAGGCACUCUCAUCUUCGCAGACUCCGACAUGGAAGAAGUCAUCGCCAUGAUGGCAGCUGGAAAACUCGCAGGUUAUGAGAAAUUGGUCACGGGACGCAUCGCAUUAGAUGAUAUCGUAAAGGAAGGCUUUGAAGAAUUGGUAAAUCAUAAAGAUGAACAUAUUAAAAUUUUGGUUACGCCGAAUCGGAGACGGGAUAGUAUUACGGAGUAGGUAAUGCAUGGAUGGAUGGAUGGGAGGUUGGGGAACGG